ACAAAGAGAAUUUUAUUUUAUUUGUAGAAUUUGAAAACAAGUGAUCUCAAACGCAUUACUGAAUUCUCUAUGUAUUUGAUAUGAUAAAAGUAUUCAACUGCAAAAUUCAAAUUCGUUGCAGUGUUCAUCCACGAAUAUAUGAAGAUGAACUUUGCAACAAGUUCGAAACAUCAACAUAAAACUAAAGACAUGGAUAUAUCUCUACUAGCAACGUUGAUUAUUAUUCAUAAAAAUAAUCCACUAGUAAUUCCUAGUAGAAAAUACAUUUUUCAAAAUCCUCAUUAUUUAAGUGAUUCAUCUCAUUUUGGAUACAGAGAAAUGGAAGGAGGACCCAGUCCUAACUUUUAUUCUUUACCAACAACAUUUGGAUAUUCAAAUCAUAUUUUAACUAAAUAUCGAAAUCCAGCUCCAACAAUCGGUAGAAAAAUUCAGGAUACUUUAAAUUAUGGACAUGGGAUGCUUUACAAUAUUAGAGAUCAAACUCGUUAUGGUAAAGUAUAUCAACGAAAUUAUAACUUCAGUAAAAGGUCAAUUAAAGUUAAAGAUUUUGUACCUGGCCCUAAUGUAUACUAUCCUGAAAAAGCAUUAAAUAUUGUAAAGCCAAAAGGAACACAAAUUUCAAUGAAGAGCCGUACAAAUAUUAAGAAUACAUUAAUAGGAAAUCCAGCUCCAAAUAUGUAUACAUUAACAAGUUCCAUAAAAAUUCAACAUGAAAAUAGGAUGCCUAUAAUUUCUAAACCACUAGUAAUCACUACACAGUGGCAGGCACCAGCACCCAAUAUUUAUCAUUUGCCGACAACCAAUAAAUAUAAGUAUCCAAAUGCAAUGGAGGUAAAAAUGAAGCAUAAAAUAAAUUACACAAAUAAUAACAAAUGUACACCAGCACCAAACUUAUAUAAUACUAAUAAUAAAUUCAAAACACAACCUAGGGGAAAAUCAUUUGGCCAAAAUACAAAUUUUAAUAAAAUUGUAUACUUGACAGCUGACGACCUAAAACAAUGA
Messenger RNA from Daktulosphaira vitifoliae (grape phylloxera), 1002 nucleotides. RefSeq names its product outer dense fiber protein 3-like protein 2. The record is from RefSeq and is a predicted model, not a curated record. The transcript is spliced from 7 exons. Bases 139 to 1002 code for a protein of 287 amino acids. Lineage: Eukaryota; Metazoa; Arthropoda; Insecta; Hemiptera; Phylloxeridae.